Diuraphis noxia (Russian wheat aphid) is the source of this 1069-nucleotide messenger RNA. RefSeq lists its product as uncharacterized. NCBI's taxonomy places the organism in Eukaryota, Metazoa, Arthropoda, Insecta, Hemiptera, Aphididae. The record is from RefSeq and is a predicted model, not a curated record.
AUUAUUAUUAUAAUUAUAGCCAAGUCGACUUGUCACUCACCGCUGCCGAACGAAAACACGACUCCGCCGCCAUCAGCGUGCCAUAUUAAAGACCGUUAUUGUAACUAGCACACGAUAAUACACGCCAUCGUUGCAGUACUGUCGUUGGACUGAUAGCCAUGCCUGGUAUUGUAUCGAAGUCCCAUAAAGCGGACGAGGAAAAAAACAUCGACACUCGUAUGAUUCACAGAGUAAGGAUUUCCUUGGCACGAGAACCAUCUAACCUCUCUAAUGAGGUCAAUGAGGAGGCCAUGCACAAUCCCGAAAUGUUUAGAUUAAUUACAUUCCUUGAAGGUAUGCCGGUAGAAGAGCGAAUUCUUGAGUUUUCUGCAGCAACUCCUGAAGAAGAUCAUGAAUACCAAGCAGAAAAAAGAAUUCGUGAAACCGAAGAAGCUCGUAGAGCCCGCGAAACAGAAGAAGAUCGCAAGAAUUACUUGAAUCGAUUCUUUCGUUAAGAUAUUAUACCAUAAAAAUUCCAGCAACGUACCUCCAUACCUACUAACCCAGGAGUUUCUACUUCAUGAAUAAUAACAAACUGAUUUUAUUUUUGAUUAUUUAAUUAGACACCUAAAUAUUAUAGUACACAUACAUUAUACCUAUACUAUUAUCAGAUAAUAAUUAUUGAUAAUAUUGUAUUAUAUUCAUUUUUUUUUAUCCACUACCUAUAACUUAUAACUUAUAACUAUUAUUAAAUACGAUUAUAUAUUAUAUAGGAUAUAUAGACGAGAAAUUUUCAUUGUUAAAUGUGUACUUAUGUACUGUGCAAGUAUUCCGGGAAGUAGGGACAAUAUUAUACUCAAGUGUUAUAUAUAAUAUCAAUUCAUACUACCAUACCACACAACAAUUUCUUACAUAUUUAAUAAACGUUAAAAACGGUCAUGAAUAUUGAGUGUUAAUCUUAUCAAACCUUACCAAAGCUUGUUAUUUAUUUGAAAUCAAUUAUUGUAUAGMAACGUAUUUUGUAUCGACUUUUGAUGAUGUUUACACAAAAUUGAUUAUUUUUAUUAUAAACAAAAUAGCAAAGUUAGAA